Molecule: messenger RNA, 1241 nt
Organism: Coffea eugenioides
Lineage: Eukaryota; Viridiplantae; Streptophyta; Magnoliopsida; Gentianales; Rubiaceae
Product: repetitive proline-rich cell wall protein 1
Exons: 2
Coding region: 75-944 (289 amino acids)
Source: RefSeq, a predicted model, not a curated record
CAUUCAUCUUCUGCGGUGUUAAGUGUUCACCAAUCAUCUUCCUCAUUCCUCUUUCUUCUUUUCCACACAAAAUCAUGGAUUCCUCCAAGAUUACGGCUCUUUUACUCCUUUCUAUGCUCCUCAUUGCCUCAGCCAAUCCUGUUGAUCCUGACUGUGGCUCCUGCUCCCCUAAGCCCAAAACUCCUAAAGGUCCCAUUACUCUCCCACCAGUUGUCAAGCCUCCUGUAACCCUUCCGCCAGUAACUCUACCCCCGGUGGUGAAGCCACCCAUAACCCUACCGCCCAUUGUGAAGCCACCAGUGACAUUGCCACCGGUCACAUUACCUCCAGUGGUGAAGCCACCUGUGACACUACCUCCUGUCGUGAAGCCGCCAGUAACUUUGCCACCUGUGACACUACCCCCAGUGUUGAAUCCGCCAGUAACUUUGCCACCUGUGACACUACCCCCAGUGUUGAAUCCGCCAGUAACUUUGCCACCUGUGACACUACCCCCAGUCGUGAAGCCGCCAGUAACAUUGCCACCUGUGACACUACCCCCAAUUGUGAAGCCGCCAGUAACAUUGCCACCUGUGACACUACCACCUAUAACACUACCUCCGGUGACAAUGCCACCAGUCACCACGAAGCCGCCAAAAGCAAAACCCUGCCCGCCACCACCGGUUAAGCCUAAAAAACCUAAGCAGGCCAAGUGUCCUGUUGAUACCCUAAAGCUGGGAGCUUGCGCGGAUCUUCUUGGUGGAGUGGUGCACAUUGGUUUUGGAGAUCCCGUUGUGAAUGAGUGCUGCCCAAUUCUUUCAGGGCUGGUUGAUGUUGACGCUGCCGUUUGCUUGUGUACAACACUCAAGCUCAAGGUUCUCAACCUCAAAAUUUUCGUCCCAAUUGCUCUCGAGCUCCUUGUUUAUUGUGGGAAGACACCGCCUCCCGGUUACACUUGCUCUCACUAGAUUGAUCUGAGGUUAAUUUGAUUGAUGCACAAAUGUUGUCGACAUGAGCGGAUGUGAUGUCGAGUCUCCAAUUUGUCAUCUCUUUCUCCUUGAUUGAUGGUCUUUUUCACUGCUUUCUUUUUCUCUUCUGUUGGCUUGGAAUUUGGAAGUGUUACUUUCGGCAUUAUUGUACACCCAUUCAUUAAAAUGAAACUGUAUUCAUGUGUGCUUUUGUAUUAUUGUGUCGUAGGCAAGGAAUUAAUUGAUGAAGAUGGAUGCUUUUAUCAGUUUAUUGUGGUUCCUCAGCUUUCCCAUUCA